AUGGCACAUUCAAAUGCUGCUGAGCUUGCCAAGGCUGUUCCCGAAUGCGUGAGCGGGUGCUUCAACAUUGGUGUUGCUGCAACUGGCUGUGGAGAGGACGACUUUGACUGCUGGUGUUACGAUAAGAAUCAUGAGACUAUCGUCGACACAAUGAGCGAAUGUCUGGGUAACCGCGAGAGGAAAUUGAAAGAAUCAUGCAGUAAAGAUGAAAUGUUUCAGAUGGAGAAUAGCUACUGGAAGAUCUGCGAACAGUACUGGGAAACCUAUGGGACUGCUACCGAGCCAACGACGAAAUCAACAUCAGUUCCAAAGUCGUCGUUGACUUCAUCGCGAGUCUCAUCAAUCACCUCCACUGCCGAACUACCACAGGAUACCACGAAGCAAUCCGAAAGCGAAAAUUCAGAUACUUCAAGAGACGCGGACGCUGCAUCUACUAAAACUAGAGGACUAUCAAUAGGAGCACAGGCGGGAAUCGGCAUCGGCAUCACAUUGGGGGCAAUUCUGAUCGCCGUCGCUAUCUCACUGUGGCUAGGAGAGAGGAAGCGACGACAGAAGCUUCAAGAUGAACUCCAAAACGCUAAAAAGCGAAAAUUUUCGGACGAUGGUUUCUUGAUAUACGAGAGAGAAGGAGUUUACGAAAUGGAGGGUGACCUACAACAUUGCGCCGAGUUACGCGGAUGCAUGAGAACACCAGAGCUACCGGCUCCGACUUGGAGGAGGAGAGGCGAAGAUCAAACCCAUCUUCUGAAAGCUCUGCAUGGCCGCAGCCGUUGGCAAUUCGUUCGUGUAAGAGACCCGAGAAAGGGGCACGCCCCAUGUCAUGGGUUCGCGGAGCGUCCAGAGGGCAUCUCAAUGUGA
Molecule: messenger RNA, 858 nt
Organism: Fusarium vanettenii 77-13-4
Lineage: Eukaryota; Fungi; Ascomycota; Sordariomycetes; Hypocreales; Nectriaceae
Exons: 3
Coding region: 1-858 (285 amino acids)
Source: RefSeq, a predicted model, not a curated record